Messenger RNA from Bufo bufo (common toad), 2219 nucleotides. RefSeq names its product trypsin like peroxisomal matrix peptidase 1 (gene TYSND1). Bases 218 to 2002 code for a protein of 594 amino acids. Gene Ontology annotation, biological process: regulation of fatty acid beta-oxidation; protein processing. The transcript has 4 exons. NCBI's taxonomy places the organism in Eukaryota, Metazoa, Chordata, Amphibia, Anura, Bufonidae. The record is from RefSeq and is a predicted model, not a curated record. Gene Ontology annotation, cellular component: peroxisome. Gene Ontology annotation, molecular function: serine-type endopeptidase activity.
CACACACUGCUUCCUGUGAACUUUGUAUCUGCACACAGUCCAUGCUGUCUGUAUACUUUUUUUUUCCCUGAAUGUUGCCUGAUUCCAGGGAUCUAUCAGAAAUGCAGAGGAGCAUGGAUAAGAACAGCAGAUGGACAUCAUAGAUCUGGAUGCGUGAAGGCUUCAUUUCCCUGACAUCAAAUUACUGCACCUCUAGAGCUGCAAAUCCGCUUUAGAUAUGAACAUGACCAAGCCUCAGCUGUUCCAGGCACAGUCUGCAGGUUGUGUUAUAACCAUCUCUCAGACACAACCAGUCCCUGGCCUUCAACAUAAGAACCAAACCAUUUCCAAUACUCCAGAAAGCGACAAGAAGCCCUUUUACCACCCUGCUCCUAAUGCUGAAUGUGACGGACAGUGGAGCUGCAGCGGUGUCAUCUUAGAUAGAAGUUCAGGAAUUGUUAUUUGUCAAGGAGCUGUAUUUUUUCCUUUCCUGAAAAAAGGUGAAAAUCAUUUUGCUAGUCCUGAUUGUACUGUGCUUUUUGCUAAUGACUUGUCAUCAGACUUAUUGAUUCAGGUGGAGAGCACCUAUCAACCACAAACAAACACAAGUGGUAGUCAUGUCCAUAACCAUGCUCUGGAACAGAGAUCUGCACUUGGACUUGUUCCCAUGUCAAAGACAAAAAGUGGACAUGUACAGGUCCAAGCAGAACUUCUUAUGCUUCUGCCUUGUCCAGAGUUUCAAAAAGCAUUUUCAAACCUGUUCAUAAAAGAAGAGGGCUGGGUGUUUUCCAGUGAGGAAGAGAAGAAUGAAUAUGGCGAGUUUCAGAAGGAUCUAGCCUACCUUCAUUGGUUUGCUAUUUUGAAGCUCCAAAACCCAUUGCCCAAUUCUCAUAAAAUGGGUAUCAUGGAUUCCUCCAAGCUGGUAAAAGGCAGUACAGUAUACACCUGUGGCUCUCCAUUUGGCUCAUUUUACACUGACAUCUUUCUGAAUACCAUGACCAAAGGUAUCCUAAGCAAUACCUCUGGAGACAGAAGUGUUGUACUGCUGACUGAUGCCCGCUGUUUGCCGGGCUCUGAGGGUGGUGGAAUAUUUUUGUUAGAAGAAGGUGUUUUGCAUUUGAUUGCCAUCAUAGUGGCACCUCUCUGCUGGAAGACGAAUGAGUGGGUGGGAUUGACUGUGGCUUGUUCUGUUAGCCAUAUACUUGACAACAUCCGUAAAGUUCUUGGAAGGACAGUAAUUGCUUUAAAAAAUGAACUGAGAUCUUUGCAGCUAGUGGACCACUGUAUGCCUAAGGUUAUGGGUCCAGGAUCAGUAGAGCAUCUGAUGGCAUCAGUAGUUCUGGUGGACUCAGGCCAAGCUUGGGGGUCUGGUGUUUUAUUGAGCCCAAAGUUAGUAUUAACAUGCCGACAUGUGCUUAGAAAUUCACUCAAAGUGUCUGUUAAGAUCUACCAUCCUAAAAAUCCAAGUGAGCACCACACCUAUGAAAGGUACCAGACCAUCAAAGGUCGAGUUUUGUUCGCCACAGAAGCAUUUUCUCCAUAUGACAUUGCAGUGGUGGAACUAGAAGAAACUAUUCAUGAUAUUACUGAACCAGUCUUGGCAUCUGGAUACUGUACAGGUGAAGAUGUCUAUGUUGUCGGAUUCGGGGCUUUUGGUGAAAGAUGUGGCCCAUCUGUGACAUCUGGCAUGCUGUCAGCUGUGAUUUCUGUGGGUAAUGUCCCAGUGAUGUUACAGACAUCAUGUGCUGUCCAUGGAGGUUCUAGUGGAGGACCAUUGUUUGCUGCUGAGUCUGGACAGCUUCUAGGUAUUGUUGCAAGUAACACAAGGGACAACAGUACAGGCGCAACAUAUCCUCAUUUAAAUUUUUGCAUCCCGAUUACUAUUGUCCAGGCUGCCAUUCAAAGGUAUAGGCAAUAUGGGGAUUUAAGAAGUUUUGGAGAGCUUAACAAGGCUGCACAUGCAAUACAAGAUGUCUGGCGUCUGCAAAGAUCACCUAAGAAAGUGUUUCAGAGCAAACUCUAAGCAGAAUACAAGUCCCUCAAUACUACAGUAAAUUAAUACCUUCUACAAAUUAGUUUUUUUGCAUUUUGGUGUAUCUUACAGUUGUUUAAAAUUGUGGCAUCAGUUUUUCCAUCUACUUUGCGAGGUUUGACAAGAAAGUGACCAAGCCUUCACCCCUCCACCCCCCCCCCCCCUAUUUUUGGCCCUGUUAUGUAUUUUUUUCCAUAUUAAAGUCAUG